UUAAAUCAAUUCUUUUAUUCAUUCUGCUAAACCCCCAACGGCAAAGCCCCAGCCUAAACUAGUUCCAAAAACUCGCCGUAAUCCACUCUCUGCAAAAACUCGCCAUAAUCCACUUUUUGCAAGACGCCGAAGUAACUCGCCGUAGUCCAAUUUCUGCAAGACGGCGGAAGAUUUUGUUAUAUUCUCCUUCUCUUUCUCUUUUGAUUCUUGAAUGAAAUCACAACAAAGAAUAUAAAAUUACGUCUCUAUACUGUAGUAGAGUACAGAAUGGCCCGUUCUAAGGCAUCAUCAAAGAAGCAGCAGAAGCCGCAAAAGCAACGCGGUGUCGACUUCAAAAAAAUUAAGCGGAAGCUUGGCAGGAAGCUGCCACCGCCGAAGAAUGCGACAAAUACUGAGAUUAAAUCCAAAGCGAUUAUACUUCCUGAACAAAGUGUGGCGUCGGAGAAGGCGGGAUUAGCUGUUAGCAAGAAGGGCUUGACUUUGAAAGAGCUUCUUCAACAAACAUCCCAUCACAACACAAAAGUUCGGAAAGAUGCAUUGAUGGGCAUUAAGGAUUUAUUUCAAAAGCAUCCAGGAGAGUUAAGGUUGCACAGAUAUGCCGCUAUAGAAAAGUUGCGUGAACGUAUCAGUGAUGAUGACAAAGUUGUCAGAGAAAUGCUAUAUCAGUUAUUUAAGACUGUGAUAUUUCCUGGGUGCAAAGAGGAUAAUCAAGGACCUUUCAUUUCCUUGAUGAUGGCCUAUAUUUUCAAUGCAAUGACAAAUUUAGCAAUUGAUGUUCGGUUGAUGGCUUUUAAAUUUUUGGACCUUGUUGUGCAGUACUAUCCACCUUCCUUUUCUUUACAAGCUGAAAAGAUUCUCCAAAAUUAUGAUGAUAUUCUACGGAAGAACCAAUUAUAUUUACAAGAUAAGGGCAAACUCAAAAGCACCCUUGCUGGGUUGGUACGCUGCUUGUCGCUUUCGCCAUGUAAAAAGAGUCAAGACACAAGUGGAAAGAACAUUGCUGGAGAAGGAAUAUUGCAUUCUUUUGGGCCUGAAGUUCCUUCAGAAGCUUCUGGGUUUUCUUCUAUCACAAAGAAACUAAAGGACCUUGUCCCAGUUUUAGUCAACUGUUUCCAAGAAUUUAUUCCGUUGGUUCAUGGUAUGACGUCACUGGAUGCACAAUCAUUUGAUUGUAUGCAUUUUAUACUUCAGAGCGUAGAUCUUGCAGUUGGAUUUUUUGUUUAUGGAACCCACCAGGGAAAACAAACAUCACAACCUUCUUCUGGAGGACCUGAUGUGGCAAUAUUGGAUCAAACUAUUUCGUCAGUGUUGUUGAAAAAGUUAUUCAGUAUAUUUCCCCUAAAUCCAACACAUCAUCUUUCUGAUAAGGUUGAUGAUAGAUACUUUAUCUUGAACAUUGUUAUUACAGAAAUAUUUUUGCAUUAUAGUGAGUGGAUCUGCCCUCCUGCAAUCUUGUUGGAGAAAUUUCUAGAAUUUAUAGAAAAUGCGCUUCUUGGCAAGGGCUGCAGUGAUUCACGGUCUGGUAAAGCUGUCUGGGAAAAGCAUUUACUUUUGUUGCUGCCUUUUCUUCCAAAACUUUUACUGCAAGUGACAAGUGAUUGGAAGUAUCGUCUUCUUCAGGCAUUUACCAAGACAUUUGAGGAUAGCAACCCAGAGUCUUCUCUUAAGUUGGCUUGUCUUUCUGCAAUUGAAAAAAUGCUUGUUCCUAGAGAUGAUGUGGUGUUCCCAGAUGAAAGUGAUCCCUUAUUUGAACAUCAGAUUAUAUGGAUAAGAGCUCUUCCCCAGUUGCUAAUCCUGCUAGGUGAUGACUACCCAUCCUCUUCCCAGGUUGUGCUGAACAUUCUACUUUGCCUGGGAAAAUGUGCUUACUUGAAUUCUACCUUUGCCUGGGAAUAUGAGAACAUGCAGUACACACUUCAUAAGUUCUAUAGCUCAUGUCAAGAGGAAGGAGACAUAGUUGAUGGUCCCUUUGUAAGGCUUUCCAGGGAUUCUCAGGAGCUAUCUGUCUGCUGCCUUUAUUAUUUCUCUAACUUGGGUCCAUUGUUGCUGAAGUCACUAACAUUUUGUUGCCUAUGUCCUGAGUUGGAGCCAUUUAUGCUAUUUCGAAUCAUAGAGAUUCUGCAUUCUGCCUUCAAUGCUGGGCAUAUCCAGAUUGCUGACCACAUUAGUUUCUUCAUCACUUUAAUUUCCCGUUUUAGAGUUUUCCCUGAAACUAUGCAUCCGGCAGUAGAGAGUGAUGCGAAGAUCUCAAAUCGUGGAACUUUCAAGCUGCUCACCAAUGCUGUCUGCUCAUGCCUUUCACAGAUGGGUGAUAAUUCUCUUGUUUUCCAGAUACUAGAGAAACCAAUACUUAACCAACUAUUAUUAAAGCCUCCUCUAGACAAUGCAUGUGCCAUGCUCAGGAUGCUUGUUACACUAGACUCUAAACCCACAAGAUUUUCGGAACAGGGUGUCAUCACUCUGAGCGACUAUCUUUCAGGAUAUGUAGUUGAUGUUGCUCAUUGCAUCCCAGAAGAUGAUGAGAUUACUGUCCCUACUCGUACACGGACAUGCCGUUAUUAUAUUCUACCGUGCUUUUUCUUGUUUGAUAGAAGCCACAAGCUACUGGAACUUGUUUUGAACAAGAUGGGUUCACUGAUAACUCAAAGUAGUUCAUCAUCGUUGGAUCAAAUUUAUGUUCAAUAUGCAAUGGACCGUUCAAAGAGAAUAAAUGCUGUUGUCUCUGCGAUUUUGUUGAUGCAUAAGGAUGCUAAAGUUCGAAAAAUUGUUUCUUCAUUCAAGGAAGAGAUGGUCCACAUUUUAAAGAGCAUAAUGUCUUUGCAGUCCUCAGAGGAAGCCAACAUAAAUAUCGAAGAAAGGCACAAAAUACAAUGUGCAUAUGAUCAACUAAAGAUGGUUACAAGUAUGCUACCUAAUAAGGUACCAACAAUUUAGAAGGAUGUUCGUGACCAACUAAUGAAGCUAGAUGCCCUGUUGCUCUAUUAUUCGGAAAUCGUGAAGAUCUUCAGAAAGUUGAGGAAUUAUCUCAUGUAUUUGACUCAAGGUUUUGGCCCAACACUAUACAACUCCAUUAUGUGCCUAAAUUGACAAUGAAAAGGGGCAAACUUCACCAGGGCCGUAGACAAUAUCGUGAUCUCAUAUUGAAAGUUAAUUUCAGUUUUUUUUUUCCUUGCAGCAGCCUUACAUAUUUUCCGUGAGAAUU
Molecule: messenger RNA, 3202 nt
Organism: Pistacia vera
Lineage: Eukaryota; Viridiplantae; Streptophyta; Magnoliopsida; Sapindales; Anacardiaceae
Exons: 20
Coding region: 268-2934 (888 amino acids)
Cellular component (GO): nucleus
Source: RefSeq, a predicted model, not a curated record